UUUUUUUUUUCCAUCUUUCACCAUCUUUCACAGGAGCAGCUUAAAUAAACUAGCAAGAUGAGUCAAGUCAUUGUGAUGAACACCAAUGUGGAGCGCGAGACUGGUCGCAAAGCUCAAACCUCCAACAUUACCGCUGCCAAGACCGUUGCUGAUAUCAUUAGGACGUGUCUUGGACCACGUUCAAUGUUGAAGAUGUUGUUGGAUCCUAUGGGAGGCGUCGUCCUGACCAACGAUGGAAAUGCUAUCCUCAGAGAAGUCGAGGUCGCUCAUCCCGCUGCUAAGAGCAUGAUCGAGCUUGCUAGGACACAGGAUGAGGAGGUUGGCGAUGGAACUACCAGUGUUAUUAUUCUCGCUGGAGAAGUUCUUGCUCAAGCCCUUCCUUUUCUUGAGCGUAAUAUUCAUCCGAUUGUCAUUAUCGCUGCCUUCAAACAGGCUCUGGAAGAUGCCAUUGAGAUUGUUGACAAGAUUUCGGUCCCUGUCAAUGUGAAUGAUCCUAAAGAGAUGCUGGAUUUGGUCAAGACUUCAAUUGGUACCAAGUUUGUCAGCCGUUGGAGCGACUUAAUGUGCAAAUUGGCUUUAGACGCUGUCCGCUGCGUUGCUGUUGAAUCAGAUGGACGCAGAGAGGUUGAUAUCAAGCGCUAUGCUCGUGUCGAGAAGAUUCCUGGUGGAGAGAUCGAGGAUUCUAGGGUUUUGGAUGGAGUAAUGCUCAACAAGGAUGUGACUCAUCCAAAGAUGCGUCGCCGCAUUGAAAACCCUCGUAUUAUCUUGUUGGAUUGCCCUCUCGAGUACAAGAAAGGCGAGUCUCAGACCAAUAUUGAGGUGACCAAGGAGUCGGACUGGGCAAGGAUUUUGCAAAUUGAGGAAGAGCAAAUUAAGAGCAUGUGCGACAAGAUUAUCGAGUUGAAACCCGAUAUUGUUUUUACAGAGAAGGGUGUCUCUGACUUGGCACAGCAUUACUUUGUCAAGGCCAACAUUACGGCCAUUCGCCGUGUCCGCAAAACUGACAACAACCGUAUUGCUCGUGCUGUUGGUGCAACGAUUGCUAACCGUGUCGACGAUUUGAAGGAGUCUGAUGUCGGAACUGACUGCGGCCUAUUUGCCGUCGAGAAGAUUGGUGACGAAUACUUCACUUUCCUUACUGGAUGUAAGAACCCUAAGGCUUGCACCAUUGUCUUACGUGGACCUUCCAAGGACAUCUUGAACGAGAUUGAGCGCAACUUGAUGGAUGCUAUGUGCGUUGCUCGUAAUGUAUAUUUCAACCCCAAGCUCUCUCCUGGUGGAGGAGCCACAGAGAUGGCUAUUUCUGUAGGUUUGAUGGAGAAGAGCAAAACGCUAGAGGGAACAGUCCAGUGGCCAUACAAGGCUGUUGCAGAGGCUAUGGAGGUGAUUCCUCGUACGCUUAUCCAGAACUGCGGAGGAAAUGCUAUCAAGAUCUUGACUUCAUUGCGUGCCAAACACGCGACUGGCCAUCACUCCUGGGGUAUUGAUGGACAUGCAGGCAAAGUUGUUGAUAUGCAUGAGUACGGAAUCUGGGAGCCCAAUGCAGUCAAGGUACAGACGAUUAAGACUGCCAUCGAAUCAUCGUGCUUGUUGUUGCGUGUUGAUGAUAUUGUUUCUGGAUUGUCAGGCGCCAAAGCACAGCAGGGUGGUGGUGGAGCGGCACCUGAGCAGCAAGAGAUGGGUGAGGGUGACAUGCAGCCUGAGCAAUAAAGAGGGAAAAGCGUUGCGAAAGCGACUGCGGGAAGGUAUAAAAAAGGGAGGCACAGUCGAAUGUACGAUGAGAUAGACUGCAUACAAAAAGGAGAUUGUGAACGUAUUUCUAGUUGUCAUAAGCAAAAAAAAAUAAAACG
Molecule: messenger RNA, 1850 nt
Organism: Lobosporangium transversale
Lineage: Eukaryota; Fungi; Mortierellomycota; Mortierellomycetes; Mortierellales; Mortierellaceae
Product: chaperonin-containing T-complex gamma subunit Cct3
Exons: 6
Coding region: 58-1710 (550 amino acids)
Biological process (GO): protein folding
Cellular component (GO): chaperonin-containing T-complex
Molecular function (GO): ATP hydrolysis activity; ATP binding; ATP-dependent protein folding chaperone
Source: RefSeq, a predicted model, not a curated record